This is a messenger RNA of Echinops telfairi (small Madagascar hedgehog), 2288 nucleotides long. RefSeq names its product protein phosphatase 2 phosphatase activator (gene PTPA). Gene Ontology annotation, cellular component: nucleus; cytoplasm; protein phosphatase type 2A complex. The transcript has 9 exons. Bases 71 to 937 code for a protein of 288 amino acids. Gene Ontology annotation, biological process: mitotic spindle organization. Gene Ontology annotation, molecular function: peptidyl-prolyl cis-trans isomerase activity; protein tyrosine phosphatase activator activity. The record is from RefSeq and is a predicted model, not a curated record. NCBI's taxonomy places the organism in Eukaryota, Metazoa, Chordata, Mammalia, Afrosoricida, Tenrecidae.
UUCGGAGGAGACCCCUCCAGCUGCUCAGAACUUCAUCAUUCCAAAAAAGGAGAUUCACACGGUUCCGGACAUGGGCAAAUGGAAGCGUUCUCAGGCAUACGCAGACUACAUCGGAUUCAUCCUCACUCUCAACGAAGGCGUGAAGGGGAAGAAGCUGACCCUCGAGUACAAAGUCUCUGAGGCCAUCGAGAAACUGGUCGUUCUGCUUGACACACUGGACAGGUGGAUUGACGAGACCCCGCCCGUGGACCAGCCCUCUCGAUUUGGGAACAAGGCGUACAGGACCUGGUAUGCCAAACUCGAUGAGGAGGCAGAAAAUUUGGUGGCCACGGUGGUCCCCACCCAUCUGGCAGCGGCGGUGCCUGAGGUGGCUGUUUACCUAAAGGAGUCAGUGGGGAACUCCACGCGGAUCGACUAUGGCACAGGGCAUGAAGCGGCUUUUGCUGCCUUUCUCUGCUGUCUCUGCAAGAUUGGGGUGCUUCGGGUAGACGACCAAAUAGCUAUUGUCUUCAAGGUGUUCAAUAGGUACCUUGAGGUUAUGCGGAAGCUCCAGAAGACAUACCGGAUGGAGCCAGCCGGCAGCCAGGGUGUGUGGGGCCUGGAUGACUUCCAGUUUCUACCCUUCAUCUGGGGUAGCUCGCAGCUGAUAGACCACCCCUCUUUGGAGCCCAGACACUUUGUGGACGAGAAGGCCGUGAACGAGAACCACAAGGACUACAUGUUCCUGGAGUGCAUCCUGUUCAUUACUGAGAUGAAGACAGGCCCCUUUGCUGAGCACUCCAACCAGCUGUGGAACAUCAGUGCUGUCCCCUCCUGGUCCAAAGUGAACCAGGGUCUCAUCCGAAUGUAUAAGGCUGAGUGCCUGGAAAAGUUCCCGGUGAUCCAGCACUUCAAGUUCGGAAGUCUGCUGCCUAUCCAGCCUGUCACAUCAUCCUAGGAGGGCCUCGAAGCCAGAGCCACCCAGACUGCCCUCUCCACCCAUCUGCGUAGCCCCCUCCCCUCCUCCCCCUGUUCUUUGUUUGACUGUUUACUGGGGUGGGCGUUGAGCUCAGGGCAGAGCGGGGAGUCAGGAAUAAGGCUGAUGGUCCCGAGGUGGAGGUGGGAGAAGUGACCAAAGUGGCCAGUUUCCUUUCCUCCCCAAUGGCGGAGGGGCAGGAGAGGGACUGGGCCUACCCCUCCUGUGCCCUGUGCCUGCCCCUCCUCCCCGCCCUACUCACCUGCUCAGCCCCGUUCUGAGACCUGGGGCUGCCCUGCGCCCUCUGGGGGCGGGGACUCUGCCCUUCUGCCCCGCUGCUUUCUCUCCUUGUGGCCGCUGCCUCACUGAGGGCUGAAGCAGCUGCUCCCCAAAGGCGGGGUCAGUCCCUGAGCCCCACAGGGUCACCCAUGUUCAGGUGGCAUCUGGGUGCUUGGAGACUGGGACCGGCCGGGGAUGCGGGGUGGGGGUGGGGGCAGGAAAGAGAAUCCCAAGCUGCUCUGCCUAGUGGCCCAGCUCCUGUCUCCUUGCCCCUCCCCCCGCCGCCCCCCUUCCGGGCUUGGGGGCACUUGUCUGCAGGCCCUCCCUGGCUCUGCUGCUCUUGGGCACUUGACUUGGGGGUCGCUUCUUGAGGACUGUCUUUCCAGAGCUUUCCAGGGGCUGGAGCGGGUGGCAAAAACUCCAGGGGUGGGGCAGUAUUGAGUGUGCAGCCCUGGAUUUCCCAGGCUGCACCCUUCUCAAUGUUACGGCGUUUCUUUCUGAGGCUGCUCGCCCUGUUUCUCUGCACCUCCCUACCCCCCGGGGAAGGUGAGGGGCUCCACUGUGUGCUCUCCCGGCUCCUCAGGACUGGAGUGGGUCUUGCUGGGUGAGGUCAACGAUGGCUCCCCAGCCAGGGCAUGCACAGUGAGGGCUGGGCGGAGGCCGGGCCCACCUGUAGGCAAUCUGUGACAGCAAUCAGCCAGCCCCUGUUUUGUCCUCUGGAGCCGUUCCUGGGCCUGGCUUCUGCAGCCUCACCCCUGCCCCCCCCCCCCCCCAUGGCUGGGUCCCGCCUACCCUUUGAGGAAGGGUGGGCACUGGAGAAGCACAACACAGGUCUUGGUCCCCCAGAUUCAGGCUGACCGUCUGGCUGAGGCAGGAGCCACACGAGUCUCAGAAGUAAACCUUUUCCUAGGAGCUGCCCAGCACCUGCUUGCCUUCCUCACUCCCUCCUGUGGGCCAGACCUCUGCCCACCUGCCCCUCCAGGUCUGCGCCAGCGCUCCCCACCCCUGUAGCCUUCGCUGCUGUUGGGAUUAAAGCCUCUGUUUGCACCCGUCA